Messenger RNA from Acaulospora morrowiae, 1306 nucleotides. Lineage: Eukaryota; Fungi; Glomeromycota; Glomeromycetes; Diversisporales; Acaulosporaceae. The record is from the annotation of a GenBank genome assembly.
AUGUCGUCGGGAAACAAUAACGGCCUCAUAGAUAAGGAAUUUACGAUUCACAUAAUGGAUGAUGGCAGUAAGGCAUCAACCAUCGAGCGCUUUUGCAAAGACGUUCAAGCGCCCGCGGUCAACAUACCAACACCCGAGGAUUUUUUUGACAAGAACGAUCCAGAAAAGCCAGACAUUCAUUUUUUGAAAAACCAUUUUUGUCGCGAAGGAAGAAUUUCGGAGGAACAUGCAUUAUAUAUCAUUAACAAGGGCACGGAAAUAUUAAAGAAAGAAAAUAACUUGUUGGAAGUGGAUGCACCCAUAACAGUUUGCGGUGAUAUUCACGGUCAGUAUUACGAUCUGAUGAAAUUGUUCGAAGUCGGUGGAAAUCCUGCCGAGACUAGUUAUCUCUUCCUCGGGGAUUACGUCGACAGAGGUUAUUUUUCGAUUGAGUGCGUUCUCUAUUUGUGGUCAUUGAAAAUAUGGUAUCCCAACACGUUGUUCUUAUUGCGUGGUAAUCACGAAUGUCGUCACUUAACGGAUUAUUUUACAUUCAAGUUGGAAUGCAAGCACAAGUAUUCCGAAGAAGUCUACGACGCCUGCAUAGAAUCAUUCUGCGCCCUCCCACUGGCGGCUAUAAUGAACAAGCAAUUUCUAUGCAUCCAUGGUGGUUUGUCACCGGAACUUGAAACCUUGGACGAUUUACGUAAUAUUAACAGGUUCAGGGAACCACCCACGCACGGAUUAAUGUGCGAUUUGUUGUGGGCCGAUCCUUUGGAAGAAUUUGGUCAAGAAAAAACGAACGAAUCUUUCAUACACAACCAUGUACGAGGAUGCUCUUUCUUUUUCAGCUAUCAAGCGGCGUGCAACUUUUUGGAAAAGAAUAAUCUAUUGUCUAUUAUCCGUGCACAUGAAGCUCAGGAUGCGGGGUAUCGAAUGUAUCGCAAGACGAAGACCACUGGAUUCCCUUCUGUUAUGACAAUCUUUUCUGCACCCAACUAUUUGGACGUAUACAAUAACAAGGCUGCGGUGUUAAAGUAUGAAAAUAAUGUCAUGAACAUUCGUCAAUUCAAUUGCACACCUCAUCCAUAUUGGUUGCCCAACUUCAUGGAUGUUUUCACUUGGUCUCUACCUUUUGUUGGUGAAAAGAUCACAGAUAUGCUUCUAGCCAUCUUAAACAUUUGCAGUAAAGAGGAACUAUUAGAUCACGAGCUUGCAGUCGAACCCGAGCCUGAACCUAAAGUAGAACCAGGUGAGGGAAGCAUACGCUUCAAUGUAGCCAUCGAGCCACCGAGCGAUGGUUCGGAAAGGCGCCAGGUCAUCAAGA